AAUGACCCCGAUGUUGAUGUGUGUGCUCAGAACGACGGCACCGGCAUUAUGUCCAUCUUUGGCGGCGGGAAGUUUCCCGACGAAAGUUUUGCCCUCAAACACGACGCGCCCGGACUCUUGUCUAUGGCAAACAGUGGCAAAGAUACCAAUGGCUGCCAGUUCUUCGUCACGUGCGCCAAAUGCGAUUUCCUCGACAAUAAACACGUGGUGUUUGGCCGUAUUAUAGACGGCAUGCUUGUGAUGCGAAAGGUGGAGAACGUGCCCACCGGUCCCAACAAUAAGCCUAAAAUACCGGUCAUUAUCUCGCAGUGCGGCGAAAUGUAGGCCCGGAUUGA
Messenger RNA from Medioppia subpectinata, 335 nucleotides. Lineage: Eukaryota; Metazoa; Arthropoda; Arachnida; Sarcoptiformes; Oppiidae. The record is from the annotation of a GenBank genome assembly.